UUCAGUGGUGUAUCAAGCUAUAGGCGAGACAUUUUGUUAAAAAUGCGCUCUCAAACAUUUUGGAGCUUCAUCGUGACAACUUUUAAUAGGCUGAUUAGAUUCUAAGUUUUUCCUUGAUUCCAGCUGUAUUUCAAAAAAGGACUCUGCAUUAUUAAUUAUGAACCAAACAUCCAAAUAAAGACUCUCUGUGGUUAUGCUGCGGAUCUUUGAAAAUCUGAGAGGCUAAAACAUUUCAGAAAAUGCAUGAGUUUUAUAGAUGUAUGUGUAACAAGUCCAGUGUGGCCUCAUGAUUAGUGUUUGGAAAUUGAUAUCUUGAUACAGUGAUAUAUGUAGGGCCUACACCCCAUAAUCCUGCAGAUGAGAAAUGAAAAUACAACUACGAGAACAAAAUGUAGAUAAGCUGGAUGUUCAAGAAAUGAAUAAGCUAACCAGACCGCGCCAACAUCACCACACACACGAAAGAUUUCCUGCUACCUGCUGUCAUUGACUACUGAAUUAACGCGUUUUGGGUUUCUCGUCGAGAUGCAACGUGUACUCAGCGCUGUCUCUUCCACUCAGCCACGCGGGACAAGAGUUCGCUUGGCUGUAUUGCUGUUUUUUCACUUCAUCAUCUUCGUGCAAGGCUGGAGUUUUGAUAAUCCCCACGUACCCGUCAGUUUCUGUCAGACGCCUCGGGACUGCGCAGGGGAGGAAUGGACCGACCCACUACCCACCUGUGAGAACUUUCGCUGCGUCUGUCCUUCGGGAACCUGUGUUGUGUACACCAAUGGAAAAUCUGACUACCUAUUCUUCUGUGGAUCUUGUGGCAUGCUGGGGUCUGUGUGCAAUGACACGACUGACUGCACGAUGGACUGGCGGUGUGAGAGAGGCUUCUGUGAGUGUGACAUCGGCAGCGUGCACGAUGGAGUAUGCCUGUACUACGAGUCGACAGUAUCCUUCGCCGUCACCACUGUGGUUUUUAUAUCCAUCCUGAUAUUCCUAAUCAUCUUUCAAAACCUCAUCAAGUCGAGGAAGAAACUGAAGAAACUGUGCUGCAGAUCAUCUAAUUCAUCUUAUGAAAGCGAUGACGAUCAAUUAUCAAGAAUCGUCGCCAGCAACCCUCAAAGCAACGAGAAAUCCGCGGCUUUCACUAUUGCCAACUCAGACUUCAUAACAACUGAAGAGGAUCCAGACUUAGCAUGGGUCUUCGAGUUAUCCCGCCGUCUCGCUGAAGGAGGAGAGCUGGACGCCGCAACCUUGUCCUCUACUUUGUCUUCAUUGCCACGCUACGACCCUCGCUUCACCGAUCCCAGCCCGCCCCGGCCUGGCACGUCAGAAUGGAGAGAGCCUUGGAGCGAAUCAAGAUCUCAGCGUUGCUUCUCCAACUCUUCGCUUUCAUCAACAUCAUCCUCACAACACGACUCUUCCUCCUCCUCUUCCUUUGACACUGCUUCCUCUUACAGUUCCACGCUUCCCCCCGCAUCACAGUACUCAUCCCUCGCCUCUGAGUCUCCAUCGUUCCUUAUGAGUGUUAGCGACGAGGUGUCAAUUGUCACAUCGAGAACUUAAUGAGUGGAGUUUCAGCAUGCAGGAUUAUUAGUUUGUGAAGUGAUCUGUGGCGAGUGAACAAUGAAUUGGUACUAUAUGAUAUUUGUUAUACAACUAUGGCUUUCUGGAUUCAUUAAAGAUACCUAUAUAGUACGUGA
This is a messenger RNA of Portunus trituberculatus (swimming crab), 1685 nucleotides long. RefSeq lists its product as uncharacterized. NCBI's taxonomy places the organism in Eukaryota, Metazoa, Arthropoda, Malacostraca, Decapoda, Portunidae. Bases 523 to 1548 code for a protein of 341 amino acids. The record is from RefSeq and is a predicted model, not a curated record. The transcript has 8 exons.